AAACAUCGUACAUUUUUCGUGUUCAUUCGAUAUCUGUGACUGUUCAAUAUAUAUCGUUUACGGUAAAAGAUUUUAUUUAUAUUUUACAAGUAUUUUUUUUAAUUUGACAUCGAGAUGACAAUCGACUACUAUUAUAUGGACGGCUCACCGCCGUGCGCUGUGGUCACCCUGACCAUCACAGCGCUGGGCAUUGAGGACAAAGUCAAGACUCGUCGUGUCGAUGAAAUGAACGAUGAACAUUUAAAGGACGACUACUUAAAGAUAAACCCGCAGCACACAGCGCCUGUAAUCGUAGACGAUGGCUUUGCUCUAUCCGAGUCUCGUGCCAUCGCCAAAUAUCUUGUGGCGAAGUACGGCAACAACAAAUAUUACCCCCAGGCUAUCAAAACCCGAGCUCUUGUAGACCAGAGGCUAGACUUCGAUAUAGGAACCCUUUAUCCUAAACUUAUUGAUAUAUACUUCUCGAAAAUAUUGAAGACGCCUUUGACCGAGGCUCAGUUGAAGAAGAUGGAUGAUGCCCUGAAUAUCCUCAACGUGUAUCUGAAAGAGAACAAAUUUGUCGUUGGAGCGGAACUCACGCUGGCCGACUUCAGUCUUGGCGUGUGUGUCGCGCUGAUGGAGGCCUUUGAAAUCAGCAUUGAGAAGUAUACUAAUAUUGUCAGAUGGUUAACACUCGUAAAGUCAACUCUGCCAAAGUUUGAAGAGAUAAUAACGAAGACUACAAAUGAUGGCAAAAAACUUAUAGAGAUCAUGUCAAAAUCACAAUAAAUAUUUGAAAUAUAAAAUAUUUUUUACUUCAUAAACUUUCACUUCGUCGUUAAAUAAAUAACUUUAA
Messenger RNA from Papilio xuthus (Asian swallowtail), 835 nucleotides. RefSeq names its product glutathione S-transferase 4-like. Gene Ontology annotation, biological process: glutathione metabolic process. Gene Ontology annotation, molecular function: glutathione transferase activity. Lineage: Eukaryota; Metazoa; Arthropoda; Insecta; Lepidoptera; Papilionidae. The record is from RefSeq and is a predicted model, not a curated record. The coding region runs from base 115 to 768 and encodes 217 amino acids. The transcript is spliced from 5 exons.